GAUUUUUUCUCCAAGACUUUCACCCCGAACCGAUGUACUGUGCUUUAUUUCUAUUCUAAUUAUUAUACUUUGGAUAAUUAGAGAUUUUAUUGGGGAGAAUGAGAAAUUGAUGGAGUCGUGAGGAUGAAUACUUUCAAUGAAAUUGGAUCUGGUGAGCCGGAGCAAGAUGCUAAUUCAGCUCUCAUCGAACUGGACAAGGGUCUCCGAUCGAAAAACACCGGAGAACGAUGCGAAGCGAUCGUGCGCUUUCCCCGUCUCUUCGAGAAGUACCCUUUCCCCAUCCUUAUAAAUUCAGCCCUGCUGAAGCUCGCGGAUGUCUUCCGUCUGGGCUCAAACUUCCUGAGGGUGUGGGUACUUCGUGUCUGCCAGCAGAGUGAAAAACAUCUGGACAAAAUCUUGAACGUCGAGGAGUUCGUAAAACGAAUCUACUGCGUGAUGCAUUCGAACGAUCCAGUAGCCCGAGCUCUGACCCUGCGCACGCUGGGCUCUGCAGCUUCGAUUAUCCCUGAACGUCAACAGGUUCACCACAGUAUCAGACGUUCCCUGGACUCUCAUGACUCAGUGGAGGUAGAAGCUGCCAUCUACGCAGCCAGAAUGUUUGCAGCUCAAUCAAAACUCUUCGCAGUCUCAAUGUGCAGUAAAAUUUCAGACAUGAUCAGGGGUCAAGCGACCCCAGCCUCGAUGAAGCUCCAGCUGAUACCAAUCCUCCAGUAUAUGCACCACGACACCUCAACAGCCUCAAUGGUCAACGAGUUGUGCAUGGAGCUCCUGGCAAGUUAUCCAGCAGUGGAAUUUGUUCGUGUGACUCUGAGUGCUAUGAGCACCCUAGCAUCAGCAACUCUCAUCAAUGUUCCCACACAAGUCGGCCUUCUUCUCACUUAUAUCCGUGAUGAUCCAAGAAUUUCAGUGAAACGUCACUCCCUCAAAUUACUGCUCCAUCUCGCCAGGAGAGGAGCCCACCUGUGGCCUCGUGGAGCCCUCGACAAUCUCAUCGACUCCACCCUAGCCUCAAAGCUCUCGAUAACAGAGAAUGGAAUUGAGAGCAGUGAUCUCCUCCUCAGAACCCUAGAUGUUAUCGAAGUACUCAGCCAGAGUGCUGUCACCUGUGACGCCAACAUGGAGGAGAACAGUCCCCUGGCAUCUCUCUGCGUUGAUGCCUGCUAUUCCCACAAUCCUCUGGUUGCUGUCAAGGCCGUGACUAUUUUAACAAGAAUUGCCUGCUACUGCUACGAAGAGGGACUACCUGUCAGCAACAUCCAGCACAUAAUCUCCUGUCUGGAGUCGUUGAUUGUUCUCCUAGCAGUUGAUGCCAAUGACGACAGAAAUCUCUACCAAUUGAAAUUGUGCUUGGUAUCUACUGUAAAAUUGUGUCAAGCACAUCCUGCUCAUGCACCGAUCUUCGUCGAUGCCAUUGGAACGACUCUGAUGAACACACAGUCGGAUUCAGGCAGAGGUGAGAGAAAACAGACAGCGAGUGUCUUGUGUGAAGCUCUAGGGGCUAUUGGUAGCUUUGGAGAUAAUGUUCUCCUGCCUCUUCUACCAGAUGUCCUGGAGAAAAUAAAGCAACCGCUGGACGUUGACACUAGAGUGAUGCUAUGUACAAUUCUCUUUCAAAUGGUGGCUGGAGGGUACGAGUGGAAUGACGAGUGUCUCAAGGCCAUCGACAAUGUGACAAAAGCUGUGGACGGAUGGUCCAAGUAUCGAAUCGGAAGGGGUGCAGCGAGAUAUGGGCAUCACAAAAUAGCUACGAAAAUUUUCAAAGGUCUACGAGAGUCCGUGGCCUCAGAGCAGCUGCACUUCUGGCUGUCAGGUCUCGAGUUGAUGACAAGUGCUGAGUCUUAUCUCGAGGAGAAUAAAACCGAAUCGAGGAUCCAGAGGAAAAUCAGUGUUCUCGAGAAGUUGAAUGGUGGAAUAUCGAGAUAUGCGAGUGCCUGUGCUGCACUAAAAGCCGCAAGUACUCCCCUCAAGAGUUUACAGUUCGCUAGUGAGUACGCCAAACUCCGGGGUGAGUUUCUGCAAGCAUUAGCUCAAUUGAUUCACUCCUGUAGGUCACUGUGCACCUCUCCGCCACCUGCCAUUGCGAGAUCAAUUGCUGAAGUGACGAGUGAUAAACUACAGGUUUAUGGACGAGUGACUUAUCAGCUUAGAAAGUCAGCUAAGGACUUUAGAAAUUGCGCGGAGAAUUAUCAGAAGCUUUAUCAGUCUGCUUUUGAUGCAGAUCAGGGAAGUUUGAAUAAUAUCAAAGCACUGCAAGAAGUGUGCCGAGUGAUGGCCAAUUCGGUGGAGAGGGUUUGCAUGAGCUCUAAUGCCAGUGCUUACCACAGGUCUAAUGAGACUUUUGAGUUUUCUUUUGGGGAGUCUGUGGAGAUGAGGCAGUUGGCCAAAUGUUGCACAGAGGUGAGGAGACUGGCACCAAAUAAUCAGGGUGAGGAGCUCCAGGUUAUCACUCAUCCCAGUGUGGAGGCACUUAUUUCCCAGGUUGUUCUGCUGGCUGGAGGGAAGGUGAGACUGCCAAUGCCCAGGUAUUUCUUCCAGGCACUACAGGCAACUGUUGUCAAACUCUCGGUCUCACCGCAGCCCAGGGUCCUUGGAGAGCCUGUCUGUGUGCCCCAAGGGUCUCAGCUUGCUCUUAAAAUCGAGGGAGUCCUCAGGCAUGGGAAGAAGGCCUCUUUAUUCAGAUCUGUGGCUGCUGUUUGCAUCUCCAUUUCCACGAGUCCACCUUCCAAGAUUAAUUCAGAAUACAGGAACAAUGGGGAGGCAUCGAAUGGUGGCAAUGAGCUCCAGCAGACUGUUAUCCCUCAUAGGGAUUUCUUUGCCUGUGAGUUCUUACUGUCUUUGGGAAACUCUGGGGUAACUGGAAACUCUGGAUGUGCUGGAAGCUCAACCACUGGAGGGGGAAACAGCUCGGGGGCUAAUCAGUUUCAAGUCACUGCCAGUGCUAGUAUUUUGGAUAAGGAUGGAAAUGUGUGGAAGUGCGGGCCCAGGUCUUCACUCCAGGUGCGGGUCCAUGAAGAACCGACCAAACGGAAAAUGCCCUAAGGGGUAGGGGAACAAUUGUGAAAAUUUAUUAAUUAUUUGUAGACAGGGAUUGGAGGUUUAAUUUCAAGUAGUUAGAGAAUUUUGUAAUUAGUUUCAAAGACUUUGAUUGGAAAAUAUUUGUACAGAUU
Fopius arisanus is the source of this 3167-nucleotide messenger RNA. It is a transcript of the gene INTS7, whose product is annotated as Integrator complex subunit 7. Lineage: Eukaryota; Metazoa; Arthropoda; Insecta; Hymenoptera; Braconidae. Bases 124 to 3039 code for a protein of 971 amino acids. The transcript has 2 exons. Gene Ontology annotation, biological process: snRNA 3'-end processing. Gene Ontology annotation, cellular component: integrator complex. The record is from RefSeq and is a predicted model, not a curated record.